This is a messenger RNA of Corylus avellana, 795 nucleotides long. The record is from RefSeq and is a predicted model, not a curated record. Lineage: Eukaryota; Viridiplantae; Streptophyta; Magnoliopsida; Fagales; Betulaceae.
AUGAGUUCUUCCAUGGCCUUCCAAGGAGCCUCAUCCUCUUCUUCUUCCACCCGUCCAUUGACAUACGAUGUGUUCUUGAGUUUUAGAGGCGAAGAUACUCAUCAAAAUUUUACUACCCAUCUAAAUCAUGCUUUGCGUCUAAAAGGAAUCAACACUUUCAUAGAUAAUGAGCAGCUUAGAAGUGGAGAGGAAAUUUCUUCAACACUUCUCAAAGCCAUUGAACAGUCAAGGAUUUCAAUAGUUGUAUUCUCUUCAAAUUAUGCAUCAUCCGGACGGUGCUUAAACGAGCUUCUGAAGAUCAUUGAAACAAAGGGACAAAAGGUUAUACCAGUGUUUUACAAUGUGGACCCUUUAGAUGUAAGAAAUCAAAAGAACAGUUAUGAAGAAGCCUUAUCAAGACAUAAAGAAAGGUUCAAAGAUGACACGAAGACCGUAUCCGCGGGGGGCACUCCUCCAACUCGAGCGGAAAGUUACAUCAAGACUCACACAUACAAAGAAGGUGGCUAUCCGAAUGACGUGGUCAGGGAAAGAUGUGAGAAGAUGAAGGAAUUGAUGCCCACUGACCCUGCAAAUACUGAUACCGUGACGGAAGGGACGAUGACAAAUAGAAUUAGAGAACUUGAAGAGGAGCGGGCAGCACAAAAAAGUGCAAUGGAUAAGAUGGCGAGGCAGAUUGAAGCACAAAAAGCCCAGAUAAUAGAGAAAGAUGCUACGUUUGAGGCUCGUUUCAGCCAGCUCGAGGCAAUGUUCGGGUCGACGUCUGGAUCUGCGCCCCCCAGAGGUAAUGCAAAUUAG